Messenger RNA from Quercus lobata, 1106 nucleotides. RefSeq lists its product as uncharacterized. The coding region runs from base 423 to 860 and encodes 145 amino acids. The record is from RefSeq and is a predicted model, not a curated record. NCBI's taxonomy places the organism in Eukaryota, Viridiplantae, Streptophyta, Magnoliopsida, Fagales, Fagaceae. The transcript is spliced from 2 exons.
ACACACAGCAAAACAAAGCAAAAAUAAAGACCCAAAAUACCAAUCUUUCUCUCUUCUCUGAGGGAUUCACUUCUAAACAAAAAUUGAAUCACAGGUUAUUGUGAAUGGUGGAAAUCUCAAGUAGUAGCAGUUUCAUGCGCCCCCUCUCCCAAACAAGGGCGAGCGCUGCAAUCGCUUUCGCUUUUGCUUUCGGAUCUUGCAAGGAAGGCUGGUACUACCGCUGCCUCGGCGUCGACCCGUGAAUUCUCAAACACCUUAAACCCUCUUUGCACUUUCUGAAUUUCUCAGUUAUAAUUUUUUUCAUUCUCCAACAACAUCUCAUUCCUAUUUGAAAAAAAAAAAAUUGUCGGUUAGAUUUGUUUUAGUUUUUUUUUUGUUGUUGUUGUUGUAUUCGUGGGUCUUUGUUUUUUUGGGUUACAAAGAUGUUGCUGUACAAGCCAAAGAAAAAUCAGACCGCCGCCAACAAAGGCGGUAACAGGUUGUUGAUUAGCAUAACCGUGUUAGGGAGUGCCGGUCCGAUCCGAUUCGUGGUGAGUGAGGACGAGCUUGUCGCUGCGGUCAUCGACACCGCCCUCAAAUCCUACGCCCGUGAGGGUCGCCUUCCGGUUCUCGGAUCCAAUCUCAAUGAUUUCUUCCUCUACUGCCCAAAUGCUGGACCUGAAGCAUUGAGUCCAUGGGACACAAUUGGAUCACAAGGAGUUCGGAAUUUCAUGCUGUGCAAGAAGCCCCAGCCAGUGAAAAUGGAAGGAGAUGAGGAAGGAUCGAUGCAGCAGAUUUCUAGCAAGGGGAAUGGGAGUGGGAGUGGGAGUUGGAAGGCAUGGAUCAACAAGUCCCUCAAUCUCAAGAUUUAUUCCCAUUGAUUAAUUAUCAUAAUUCCUCAACUAAAUCUAAAUGGGGAUGGAGGAAAGUAUUUAUGCUUUUCUUGUUUUUGUUAGUUUCAUUUCUGAUGAUUUCAGUUUCCAAGAGACAUAAAUUAUGUAUGAGCUUCGCUGCUCAUAGACAUCUGUUUGUUUUUGAUUUCGAAGUUGAUGAUUAUGGUGUGUGUUGGAGAAGAACUUGCAAUUGUUCCUCACAAAUAAAAUUUGAGGUUUUGGUUUGAAAUAAAA